AUGCAAUUUGGACACACAAAGGUUGUGGCUGAGAUUUAUAGCAGAUGCAGGUCCUUUCUCACACAGCAAAACUUAGAUGGAGAUACUCCUUUACAUGUGGCUGCAAGAGGAGGAAUGUUUGAGAUUCUGAAUCAGAUUUUAAAAUCAACUGCAUCAUCAGCUCAUGGCGGGUCAGAUGGCCAAACCGCUUUGCAUGCUGCUGUUAUUGAGAAGCAUUUUGAGAUCGUGGAAGUACUCCUACGGUUCAAACAGCAGCUGAUCAAAGAAACUGAUCAACCAAGGCUUCUCUACUACGCAGCAUCCCUUGGCCACCACAGAACAGUUCAACGAUUACUAGAACUUGAUUUGUCUGUUGCAUAUGUUUUGGACAAAGAUGGCCAUUCACCGAUUCAUGUUGCAGCAGGCAGAGGUCAUACCAGUGUGAUUAGAGAGAUCAUGCGACAUUGCCCAGACUCUGGAGAAAUUUGUGACCUAUAUGGACAGAAUGCUCUUCAUAUGGCCAUCUUUGGUGGCCAAGCAAAUGUUGUCAGGUAUGUACUAGAAACACCAGAACUGGAGUGCCUCAUGAAUCAACCUCAUAUCAAUGGAAACACACCUUUGCAUCUGGCCACCAUAGAAAGAAAAACUUGGAUUCUAUGUUACUUGAGGUGGGAUGGAAGAGUAAAUCAAAGUUCCAAGAACAAAAGUGGCCAAACAGCAUUUGACAUUGAUAGGUCAUUUAAGGAAUCCGGUAUGAAAUCUCCUAGGAAAUGGCAGCACAUUAUGCCAAACUUUUGGGGGCAUCUCGGUACCUCGCAUUCUUCGUUGGGCAACAUCAAGAUUUCCCCAAGAGCUGAACAAGAAGAAGCCAGUGCAGUGCAAACUUACAUGCAAAUGGGUCAGACCCUUUUGAUGGUUGCAACACUUAUCACAACUGUAACAUUUUCAGCUGCCUUCACAAUGCCUGGAGGCUACAACAAUGAUGUAGGCCCAGACCGAGGGCAGGCUCUACUGCAGUCAAAUAAUGAUUUCAAGUGGUUCAUCGUCACAGACAGCAUUGCCAUGACUUGCUCAAUAAUUGCAUCUUGCCUUCUGUUUUGGGGAGCUGUUGACAGCAACAAGUCCUCCUAUGUUUGCUAUUUCACAAGUGCUGCUGCUCUUACAUUAAUUGCUCUGCAUUCCACUUCAAUAGCAUUCCAAACAGCGAUUAAGGCUGUCAUGCCCGAUCAUGACAUGGAAGACCCUACUUUUGAGAAGUUGCAAGUCUCAUAUUGGGCCAGCCAGUACUUGACCUUUUUGCAUAGGGAAAUUCCUCCCCAUUCUGCAAUAGUUUAA
Molecule: messenger RNA, 1314 nt
Organism: Prunus mume (Japanese apricot)
Lineage: Eukaryota; Viridiplantae; Streptophyta; Magnoliopsida; Rosales; Rosaceae
Source: RefSeq, a predicted model, not a curated record